AUGUCGGCUGCCUUCCCUCUCCUCCGUCUGCCAGACAACGCUCAACGGAAAGUGCUCAGUGGUUUCGAUGCGGUUCAGUUAAUCAAUUCCUCUCUGCUUUCGAACAACGCCAAAACCCUCGUUCGAUCUCUCAACUUUACCAUUGCCCAAAUCACUCUAUGCGCCGAUGAGGACUUCAUCGAAAUUCAAGCAAUUGUUGACAAAGAGCAAUCGGUGGGAUGGAUUUUCUAUCCACCAGAACCAAGUUCACGUAUACAGCCAGUACGUGGUACGGUGCCAAUCUUUGUGCCCAGUCUUGUCAAAGCGGAGAAAAACUUUGAGGAAACUAUCUAUUUUAAGAAUCCGAAGAUGAGCAUUUUAGAAUGGUUGACACUAAUCAUCGAGGUGUUUAACCAUCCGCCGAUUCUGGAUAUUCUUUGGACGAAACCAGACUGUCUCUUCGAUAUGAAAUCGAUUAAGGGUAUUGUAGAAAGAUUCAACGUGGGCUCGCACUUCUUCACUCGGAACUGUGGUGUGGAGUGUGCUCAACUGGCGUUGAGAACUAUGUCGGAAUCAAGGACAUUAGCCAUUGCUAGUCCCGCCUUUGCAAACCCAGCUGAGUAUCAAGAUAUCCUCAUUCUAAAUUCGAAAAGUAUUUUUAUUGGGUUUUCUUUUGAUUUCGAUUUGAAAAUCUCUUUGGAUGAUAUAUUGAUUAUCAACAGCAAAUUAAUACAUAUUAUGUCGAGACACAUCACCGAUAAAACUAUCAAUCGAUACCUGAAACAUUGGAUUCAAGGUUCAAACCCGAGAAUGGAGAAUAUGAGACUCGAGUUCGAACCGAAUAGGAUUUUUGAUGAAGACGUGAUUCUGAAGGGUCUGAAAUAUCGCAGCGCCAGACUUAUCCGCCAAAAUCAGCCGAUAAUCUGUAUCCGCCGAAAGGAUGGAACGAAUGGGAUAAUUGUAUUGGAGCAUCUCGCCGAGACAAGGUGUUUUGAUUUCUAUGUGUCCAACUGA
This is a messenger RNA of Caenorhabditis remanei, 993 nucleotides long. RefSeq lists its product as uncharacterized. Bases 1 to 993 code for a protein of 330 amino acids. The transcript has 2 exons. Gene Ontology annotation, molecular function: protein binding. The record is from RefSeq and is a predicted model, not a curated record. NCBI's taxonomy places the organism in Eukaryota, Metazoa, Nematoda, Chromadorea, Rhabditida, Rhabditidae.